GUCAAUGAAGAUCCUCACAUGGCUGUUCGGCUGCUGAAGGUCUCAUCUGUUGCCACUGCAGUGUUUGCAUCAUCAGGAUUUUACCUGUACAGCAAAAAUGUGGACUACAAUGAUCUCAGCAUUGUCAGAUUUGGCAGAGCAGCCGCGACUACGGCUGUCAUCAGUUAUGACUACCUCACCACUCUCAGGGAUGUACAGUAUGGGACAGAGGAGUACUGGGCUGUCAAAUCAAAGGUUCACAGGCGCUCAGCGGAGAGGCUGCUGGACUUGUGUUGUGCGAACAGAGGCACCUUCAUUAAAGUAGGCCAGCACCUGGGAGCCCUGGAGUACCUACUGCCUGAGGAGUACACCAGCACGCUGAAGAUCCUGCACAGCAGAGCUCCGCACAGCAGCAUGGAGCACAUCAGACAGGUCAUACGAGAAGACCUGGGGAAAGAGCUCAGCGAUCUUUUCAUCCAGUUUGACGAGACACCUCACGGGGCCGCGUCUCUCGCUCAGGUCCACAAAGCAGUACUUCCAGACGGGAGGACGGUGGCAGUGAAAGUACAACAUCCCAAGGUCCAGCGCCAAAGCUCCAAGGACAUUGUUGUGAUGGAGUUUCUCCUUCAGGUUGUCCACUGGUUGUUUCCAGACUUUGCCUUUAUGUGGCUGGUGGAAGAGGCCAAGAAGAACAUGCCCCUGGAGCUGGACUUCCUCAAUGAGGGCCGCAAUGCUGAGAAAAUAGCAGACAUGCUCAAGCAGUUCAGCUUUUUGAAGAUCCCGAAGAUUCACUGGGAUCUUUCCACCAAACGUAUUCUAACCAUGGACUUUGCAGAGGGCGGUCAGGUCAACGACCGGGAGUACAUGAGAAGACACGGCAUCAAUGUCAAUGAGAUCUCCAGAAACCUGGGCAAGAUAUACAGCGAGAUGAUCUUCGUCAACGGCUUCGUGCACUGCGAUCCUCACCCAGGCAACGUGCUGGUUCGAAAGAGUCCUGAAAGCAAUAAAACGGAAAUUGUGUUACUCGAUCACGGCCUGUAUCAGGUGCUGAACCAGGACUUCAGGCUGGACUACUGCAGGCUGUGGCAGAGUUUGAUAAAGGGAGACCUGAAAGGCAUCGAGCGCUACAGCAGGCGUCUGGGAGCUGGAGAUCUGUACCCACUGUUCGCCUGCGUCCUCACCGCUCGCUCUUGGACAUCAGUUAACGCCGGCAUCAGUCAGACGCCUGUCACUCAGUCUGAGGAUGUGGAGAUCCGAACAAACGCGGCGCUGUACCUCCCUCAGAUCAGUGAGCUGUUGAACAGGAUUCCCCGACAGAUGCUGCUGCUUCUGAAAACCAACGACCUGCUGAGAGGCAUCGAGACCAUCCUGCAGACCAGAGCCAGCUCCAGCUCCUUCAUCAACAUGUCCCGCUGCUGUACUCGAGCCGUUGCCAGGCACAAGAGGAGCAAAGCAAGCUCUCGGAGUCGGCGUGUGCGGAUCUGGCUGUCUGAGCGCUGGUCUCUGUGCCAAAUCAACCUGUAUGAACUUGUGUUGUGGCUUCGCAGCUCUGCUUUGGCCAGAUGCCUCUGUUAUCUCCUUAACUGCCUACCACACACAAACUGAGAGGCUUGAACACACUCGGUUUUUAACGGAAGCUGACUGUAAAAAGUCUUUUUUUUUUUUUUAUAAUGUUUUCCACAGUCAUGGAACUUGACUUACAGUGAGAUUAUGAUGUGUCAAAUCAAAUUCUUCUUGCAUGUUUUACGUCCUUGUUAAUAUGUUAUUUUAAAGUACUGUGCUUUAGUAUAAUGCCUUGAACUGCGCAUAUGUCACAUCUCAAAAAUUCAUGGAAAUCUUUUAUUUCCUAAUCUCAUACUGUUGAUGAGAAGAUUAAAUGGUAACACUUUAGAUUAAUGCUUCAUUAGUUUGUUAGUUAAUGUAUUUACUAGCAAUAACUAAGUACCAACAAUCUUUUAAAGCAUUUAUUAAUCAUUGUUUAACAUUAACUAAUGCAUUAAUAAAAUCCAAAGUCGUACUUGUUAACAUUAGGUAAAACUGACUAGCUUUUUUACUUUAUAAAUAACAUGUUGUAAUAACAUUGACUAGUGUUAAGAAAGUAAUAAAUAUAAUAAUAAAUGUAUUACUUUUAGUUUAUGUUAGUAAAUCCUAACAUAACUAAUGGAUCAUUAUUUUAAAGUGUUACUGAUUAGACAUUUAAAUAUAUAACAUCUGUGGCAAAAAAUAAAAAAAAUAUAUAUUUAUUUUAGGACUUUUUAUUGGGUAAACGGGUGUUUUAUUUUUAUUUUUUGGUCAUCCUGGCUCAAUAAAUGGGGGCAUUUGUAUUUA
Danio rerio (zebrafish) is the source of this 2307-nucleotide messenger RNA. It is a transcript of the gene adck1, whose product is annotated as aarF domain containing kinase 1. The record is from RefSeq and is marked provisional. NCBI's taxonomy places the organism in Eukaryota, Metazoa, Chordata, Actinopteri, Cypriniformes, Danionidae.